This is a messenger RNA of Xiphophorus couchianus (Monterrey platyfish), 7473 nucleotides long. RefSeq names its product calcium channel, voltage-dependent, L type, alpha 1F subunit (gene cacna1fb). Lineage: Eukaryota; Metazoa; Chordata; Actinopteri; Cyprinodontiformes; Poeciliidae. Gene Ontology annotation, biological process: calcium ion import across plasma membrane. Bases 186 to 6332 code for a protein of 2048 amino acids. The transcript is spliced from 51 exons. The record is from RefSeq and is a predicted model, not a curated record. Gene Ontology annotation, cellular component: voltage-gated calcium channel complex; membrane. Gene Ontology annotation, molecular function: high voltage-gated calcium channel activity.
UCCCCCCCUCCCCCUCCCUCUCUGAGCCUUUGCCUCUAAUCUCCGUUCGGGAGCCGAGCGGAGCGGAGCCGGAUUACAGACGCUGCUGCGGCCCGAUCCGAUCGUCCUGCCAGGACAUCACAGGACCGCCGGGUCCAGGAGACGCAGAGGAUGAUGAUGGUCCACCAGUGACGAAGAGCAGCAAGAUGUACGAGGAGAACGGCAGAGGGAGCGCUCGCAACGGCUACGCCACGACGGAGGAUGGAGAGGAGGGGGGCGGAGAGGAGGAGGCGGAUGGAGGGGGAGGAAGUGGAGGAGGAAGAGACGAGGAAGAGGAAGCAGAGUGGGACGAGGAGCUGGACGGAGGAGAUGAAGGUGGAGUGAGGAUGACGAGAACCGACACGCUUCACUCCACCACGAGCUCCACUGGAACGCAGAGAAGAAGAGGACAACACGCCAAGAAACAGGUGCAGGGCAGCAACCAGGUCCAGCGGGCCCCCAGAGCGUUGUUCUGUCUGAAGCUCAACAACCCGAUCCGACGUGCCGCACUUCACAUCGUCGAGUGGAAACCGUUCGAUAUCUUUAUCCUGUUAGCCAUCUUUGCUAACUGCGUAGCUCUGGGAGUUUCCAAACCGUUUCCUGAAGAUGACUCCAACUCCACCAACCACGACCUGGAACAAGUGGAGUACGUCUUCCUCAUAAUCUUCACCAUAGAAACUUUCCUGAAGAUCCUGGCCUACGGUCUGGUGAUGCACCCAAGCUCCUACAUCCGCAACGGCUGGAACCUGCUGGACUUCGUCAUCGUCAUUGUUGGGUUAUUCAGCGUUGUCCUGGAGACGAUGACUCAUAAGUCAAGUGGCGAGCAGGCAACCACUCACCACAUGCCAGGGAAGCCGGGAGGUCUGGACGUCAAAGCUCUGAGAGCCUUCAGGGUGCUGCGACCCCUCAGGCUGGUCUCUGGAGUCCCCAGUCUGCAGAUCGUCCUGAACUCCAUCAUGAAGGCAAUGGUUCCUCUGCUACACAUCGCUCUAUUGGUUCUCUUCGUCAUCAUCAUCUACGCCAUCAUUGGCUUGGAACUUUUCAUCGGACGAAUGCACAGGACCUGCUAUUACAUCAGGACAGAUAACUAUGUGGAGGAUGAGCCGGUGCCGUGUGCGUUCGCCGGACAUGGCCGCCAGUGCACUGUGAACGGCUCUGAGUGUCGGGGCCGGUGGGACGGUCCCAAUGGUGGAAUCACCAACUUUGAUAACUUCUUCUUUGCCAUGUUGACGGUGUUUCAGUGCAUCACCAUGGAGGGAUGGACCGAUGUGCUGUACUGGAUGAACGACGCCAUUGGCUUUGAGCUGCCCUGGGUAUAUUUCGUCAGUCUAGUGAUUUUUGGAUCCUUCUUUGUUCUCAAUCUGGUUUUGGGAGUCCUCAGCGGGGAGUUCAGUAAGGAAAGGGAGAAGGCCAAAGCCCGGGGAGACUUCCAGAAGCUCCGGGAGAAGCAGCAGAUGGAGGAGGAUCUGUGUGGAUACAUGGACUGGAUCACUCAGGCGGAGGACAUGGAUGAACUGGACGAGGACGGAAACCCACGGCCGUCCCUGGGGGAUCUGUCCGAUAAAAAGAGGAAGUUUGGCUGGUUCAGUCAUUCCAAUGACACUCAUGCGAGUCUUCCAGCGAGUGAGACAGCUUCAGAGAACACCGAGAACAUCGAUGAAGAACACACCAACUGCUGCCAAGCCUGCUGUGCUUCUGUGAUGAAGAUCAGCUGCUGCCAGACGUUGCGUCGCUGGAACCGAGUCUGUCGCAGGAACUGCCGCACCGCUGUCAAAUCGGUGACGUUCUAUUGGCUGGUUCUCCUGCUGGUCUUUCUGAACACCUCACUCAGCGCCUCCGAACAUUACAACCAGCCCGACUGGCUGACUCAAGUCCAGGAUAUCGCCAACAAGGUGCUGCUGUCUCUCUUCACGGUGGAGAUGCUGCUGAAGAUGUACAGCUUGGGUCUGGCACAUUACUUUGUGGCCUUCUUCAACCGCUUUGACUGCUUCGUGGUGUGUGGUGGGAUCAUCGAGACCAUUCUGGUGGAGCUGGAGAUCAUGCCUCCACUGGGGAUCGCUGUGCUGCGCUGCGUCCGCCUGCUGCGCAUCUUCAAGGUCACACGCCAUUGGACGGCUCUGUCCAACCUGGUGGCCUCCCUGCUGAACUCCAUGAAGUCCAUUGCCUCCCUGCUGCUGCUCCUCUUCCUCUUUCUCAUCAUUUUCGCUCUGCUCGGCAUGCAGCUGUUCGGAGGAAAGUUUAACUUCGAUGAGACACAGACCAAGCGGAGCACUUUUGAUGCCUUCCCGCAGGCGCUGCUCACCUGCUUCCAGAUCCUGACAGGUGAGGACUGGAAUGUGGUCAUGUACGAUGGCAUCAUGGCGUACGGCGGCCCGGUGUUCCCAGGCAUGAUCGUCUGCAUUUAUUUUGUCAUCCUCUUCAUCUGUGGCAACUACAUCCUGCUGAACGUCUUCUUGGCCAUUGCUGUCGACAAUCUGGCUGGAGGCGAUGGGGAUGACAAGAAGAAAGAAAAGAAGACUGAGGGUGAGGGAGAGGAGGAGGCCGAAGGAGAAGUGAAGGUGGACAUCGAUGAAGAUACAGAGUAUGAGGAGGAAGAGGAGCUUCCUGAAGGAGAAGACGACGGAGGCGUCCAGCUGAAGAUGGCUGACCUUGCUCCUCCUAAAGAGAAAGUUCUUCCCAUCCCAGAGGGCAGCGCCUUCUUCUGUCUCAGCAAAACAAACCCGAUCCGUGUCGCCUGCCACACGCUCAUCCAUCACCACAUCUUCACCAACCUCAUCCUCGUCUUCAUCAUCCUCAGCAGCUGCUCAUUGGCUGCUGAGGAUCCAAUCAGAGCGCACUCCUUCAGGAACAACAUUCUGGGUUACGCUGACUACGCCUUCACCUCCAUCUUCACCGUGGAGAUUCUGCUGAAGAUGACGGUCCAUGGCGCGUUCCUCCACCAGGGAUCCUUCUGCAGGAACUGGUUCAACCUGCUGGACCUCCUGGUCGUCAGCGUCUCACUCGUCUCCUUCUUCCUGCACUCCAGCGCCAUCUCUGUGGUGAAGAUCCUUCGAGUCCUCCGGGUGCUGCGACCUCUCAGAGCCAUCAACAGGGCCAAAGGACUGAAGCAUGUGGUCCAGUGUGUGUUUGUGGCCAUCCGGACCAUCGGGAACAUCAUGAUCGUCACCACGCUGCUGCAGUUCAUGUUCGCCUGCAUCGGCGUCCAGCUCUUCAAGGGGAAGUUCUACCGCUGCACCGACGAGGCCAAGAGCACUCCGGAACAGUGCAAAGGAACCUUCGUCGUCUACAAGGACGGAGACGUGAGCCACCCCAUGGUCAGGGAGCGCAUCUGGCUGAACAGUGACUUCAACUUCGACAACGUCCUGAUGGGGAUGAUGGCGCUCUUCACCGUGUCCACCUUCGAGGGCUGGCCCGCACUCCUCUACAAAGCCAUCGACGCCAACGGAGAGAACUCGGGUCCGAUCUACAACUACAGGGUGGAGAUCUCCAUCUUCUUCAUCGUCUACAUCAUCAUCAUCGCCUUCUUCAUGAUGAACAUCUUCGUGGGUUUUGUCAUCAUCACCUUCAGAGAGCAAGGAGAGCAGGAGUACAAGAACUGUGAGCUGGACAAGAACCAGCGUCAGUGCGUGGAGUACGCCCUGAAGGCUCAGCCUCUGAAACUCUACAUCCCAAAGAACCCGGUUCAGUACAAGUUCUGGUCCAUCAUCAAUUCCACGGGGUUUGAGUACGUCAUGUUCGUCCUGAUUCUGCUCAACACCGUCACACUGGCCGUGCAGCACUACGAGCAGUCCAAGACCUUCAGCUACGUCAUGGACAUCCUCAACAUGGUCUUCACCGGACUCUUCACCGCAGAGAUGCUGCUGAAGCUGCUGGCCCUGCGGCUCCGGCACUACUUUGUGGACGCCUGGAACUCCUUCGACGCUCUAAUCGUGGUCGGCAGCGUGGUGGACAUCGUGGUGACAGAGUUCAGCAGCGGCGAGGACAGCUCCAGGGUGUCCAUCACCUUCUUCCGCCUGUUCCGAGUGAUGCGACUGGUCAAGCUCCUGAAUAAAGGGGAGGGGAUUCGCACGCUGCUGUGGACAUUCAUCAAAUCACUGCAGGCGCUGCCGUAUGUCGCUCUGCUCAUUGCCAUGAUCUUCUUCAUCUACGCUGUCAUCGGCAUGCAGACGUUCGGGAAGAUCGCGAUGCAGGACUACACUCAGAUCAACAGAAACAACAACUUCCAGACGUUUCCUCAGGCUGUCCUGCUCCUCUUCAGGUGUGCCACAGGUGAAGCGUGGCAGGAGAUCAUGCUGGCCAGCCUUCCAGGGAAACGCUGCGAUCCGGAGUCGGACUACGAACCAGGAGAGGAGUUCAGCUGCGGAAGCAACUUCGCCAUUGUUUACUUCAUCAGCUUCUUCAUGCUGUGUGCUUUCCUGAUCAUCAACCUGUUUGUUGCCGUCAUCAUGGACAACUUCGACUAUCUGACGCGUGAUUGGUCCAUCCUGGGGCCGCAUCAUCUGGAUGAAUUCAAAAGGAUCUGGUCAGAGUACGAUCCAGAGGCCAAAGGUCGGAUCAAACAUCUGGAUGUGGUGGCGCUGCUCCGGAGGAUCCAGCCUCCUCUGGGGUUCGGCAAGCUCUGUCCGCACAGGGUGGCCUGUAAGCGCCUGGUGGCCAUGAACAUGCCUCUGAACGCUGACGGCAUGGUGACCUUCAACGCCACACUAUUCGCUCUGGUUCGCACCGCGCUCAAGAUCAAAACCGAAGGUAGCCCUGAGCAGGAGAAUGAGGAGCUGAGGGCGAUCAUCAAGAAAAUCUGGAAGCGGAUGAAGCCGAAGCUGCUGGAUGAGGUCAUCCCGCCACAUGAAGAGGAGGAAGUCACCGUCGGGAAGUUUUAUGCAACUUUCCUCAUUCAGGAUUAUUUCAGGAAGUUCAGGAAGAGGAAGGAGAAAGGAAACGUGACGGGAGAGUCUGACUCUACGAAUCCAUCUGCUGUUCAGCUGUGUAAGGCGGGUCUGAAGACGCUGCAGGAUCUGGGUCCAGAGAUGCGUCUGGCUCUGAACGAAGACCUGGAGGACGAGGAGGAGGCGCUGAUGGACGGCGACGAUCUGGAGAAGAACGCUGCCUACAAGGCCGAGAACGGAUUUGGACCAGAGACUCGACGAGGCUCCAUGCUGACACCUACUGGCGAUGGCGGCGUCUCAAACGGCGGUCUCAUCCACCGAGUCGGGUCGCUCAGCAUGAUGGCAAAUGGAAACGAACAUGACGAGCAUCUUCGUCGUGGAGACAGCGUGAGGUCAUCAGUGAGUCAUCUUCGCCGGCCGUCCGUGCAGAACAGCCUGACAGACUCCGCCCACAAGAGACCGUCGUACUACAAAUAUGGACGGAGAGACUCCAGGGACAGAUCCUGGAGGAACGGAGACGUGGAUGUCUACGGAGAGCAGGGUUAUCACAGCCGAGAGGAGGACAAUGAGAGCAUCAGCUCCAGAGACAGACAUUACCCCGACGACUCGUCGCUGUACAGAGACCACCGCGAUAGCCACGCCCCCUACAGCAACGGUAGCUAUGGCGACAGUUACAGUGAGGGCAGGAGGACGACUCGCAGACGCUUACUUCCUGCCACUCCCACAGGCCGGAAACCGUCCUUCAAUAUCCAGUGUCUGAGGCGGCAGGGCAGCAGCGACGACCUGCCAAUUCCCGGGACGUAUCACCCGACAUCACCGCCGCGCCGCGCGCGACCUCAGGUUUUCAGCAGCUACGACUCCCGCCGUUUGUCCACCCGCUCUGCCGCCGUGUCCUCGGCGUCCUGGGCCAAGUCGUGCCCCCGCCGCGGGCGGCUCCUCUACGCGCCGCUCAUCCUGGUGGAGGAGGAGGGUAGCCCGCCCUGGGGGGGCGAGGGCAAGAACGGAGGGGCAGCAAGAGGAGCAGCAGAUGGACCGCCCUGGUUCAGUGGAUCAGCCGGGAGCUCAGCUCCGCCCCCGUACCGGGCCUACACCACCCUCAGGGUUCCCUCGCAGCUCGGCGCUCCGUUCGCUGAGAAACGGGGAUCGGCCGACAGUCUGGUGGAGGCGGUUCUGAUCUCGGAGGGACUCGGCCUCUACGCACGAGACCCCAAGUUCGUCGCGUUCGCCAAGCGAGAGAUCGCAGACGCGUGUCACAUGACGGUGGACGAGAUGGAGUCGGCGGCCAGCGACCUGCUGAGCUCCGGGAGCCACGACUUCCUGAACACCAUCGGCGACGACCCGGCGGCACUCUACAGCGACGAGGAGCCAAUCAGGACGAGCCGCGAGGAGGAGGAGCUAGCUGACGAGAUGGCCUGCGUGACCUCAUUCUGAGGAUCCACCAAUCAGAGAAGAAGGAGGCGGGGCCAAGACUGCCGGCCAAUAGGAGGAUAGAGGUGGGGUUUGCUGAAAGGUGCUGGCCAAUAGGAGCGGUUCGCGCUACAGGACAGAAACGUAGAGGAAGUUAAAAUGUGAUUGUGGAAGAAAUGGAUCAGAACCAUAAACUGGUCAGGUUCAGCUUCCUGUGACCCGGUUCUGAGGAUAUGACGGUCUAACCAGGAUCGGGUUUAAUCACGGCUGACACUAAAGUUAUCAGUACUGAGAGGAGAGGGUCACAGGUUCUGACCUGGUUAGGCCCGUUACCAUGGAGAUUCACCGUCUGAGAGGCUCGUUGAUUUUUCUAGAUGUAAAUAAACCAGAAUUUCUCUUGACUUUGCACCGAUAAUCUGUGAACGUUAGAACCGAGUCCAUUAAACUGUAAUAUGUUCUGGUUCUGGUCGGAUCGGAUUUCUGGGCUUAAGGUAGGAGGACAGAUUCAGAUGAAAAAGGUUUUGACAUUUUUUAAUGUGUAAAAAUGAGCAGGUGGAUUUAUUUCUGUCCUUAUUUAUUCAUUUAUUCAAGUUGUAAAACACACAGAGCCGCUGUUUGUUUUACAGAUAAAGGAAAGUAACAAGUUGAAAAUAUGAAACUUAUUUUGACCUUAAUCUGAGCUGAUUUUAUAACUAAUAAAAAGACAAUAUUUUCUAAUAGUUUCUCCAGUUUAUCCGACCAAAUCUGGACGCAUUUAGAUUUGAUUUGGUGAUUCGUUUGAACGGAGUUGAGUUUCCUCCACCGGGCGCCAUCGACCUCCAGGGCUAUGACAUCAUCAGGUGAUGAGGAAAGAGCAUCUGUGAGCUGAUGAUGAAGAUGAUGAUGAAGAUGAUGAUGUCAGCGGUUUGUGGCGCUGGGCCUCCUGCCUCACAUGAACUCAGAUCAUUCAGUCUCUCUCUCCGCAGGUCCGGCUCGUUUUUCUACUUGUGGUGUUUUUUAUGCUGAUGACCGACUCAUCUUGUUCUUGUUGUCGUGUUUUUAUCUCUUCCGACCCGUUGGACUUUUCCCCAGAACUCUUUAAGGGCUUUUGAUUCCUGCUCAGACGCUGAGGAGCUGCUCUGCCUGAAUCUGUUUUCCUUCCAAUAAAGAUCCAGAUCACGCUCUG